Gambusia affinis (western mosquitofish) is the source of this 896-nucleotide messenger RNA. RefSeq names its product family with sequence similarity 204 member A (gene fam204a). The record is from RefSeq and is a predicted model, not a curated record. The coding region runs from base 167 to 865 and encodes 232 amino acids. NCBI's taxonomy places the organism in Eukaryota, Metazoa, Chordata, Actinopteri, Cyprinodontiformes, Poeciliidae. The transcript has 9 exons.
CCGAAGAGAGUCUGGUGCGGAAUGCUAAAUGGAUUCCAUGCGGAUCUGUUUUUUAAUAUAAACACUUGAUUUGUUUAUAUUCUUAAUAUAUAAACAAUAUAUUACCUUUUAAUAGCGCUGAUUCAGCCGAACUGCAAGACGGAGCAGCUCAACUUCUCAACUAAAAAUGACGAUGUGCUACGAACGCGAGGACUUGCUGUGGUUCCCCUCCUCGCCUGUGGGGGCACUGGACCAAGAAUCAUUGAAGGAAACAGGAAAACCUCUGAAGACACUCAGCUCAACUUCCUUCUUCAUGAAAGGCUUUCCGGAUGAUGGUGAAUCCACUCAGACUGGGAACGAUGUCGACGAUGAUUCCAGGACAUGCAGCAUGCCUGGAAUAUCCGAGGAAAUGUGGCAGAAAUUUCAGGAGCUGCGGAAAAAGAAAGAUGAAAUUAAGACAACAAAGAUCCACGAAAGAAGAAAAAGAAGACGCAAAAAAGAAAGAAAAAGCGAGGAAUCUACAGAGGACAGGGAGCGACAGGACGGCCGGGAGAAGCACUGGAAGGAGCUGAAGCAGUAUUUUGGUGUGAACGAUCGAUUUCAACCCCCUGCCUGCUCCAAGCCGCCUCUGAAGUCCGGCCUGGAAAAGAGCAUGGAGGAGGCCGUCGCUGAAGGGGACAUUGCAAAGGCGGAGGAGAUGAGCGACAGACUCGCCAGUCGAGAGAUGGCUGUGCAAAUCGCUCAGGCUGCUGAUUGCCGUGACUUUGUGCAUCGCAAACAGGAAGAGGAAGCGUUGAAAGCAGCGAGGAAGAGGAAGAGGCAGAUCGCCUGGGGGUUUGAGGCGAAGCAACGAUGGGAAACCAAAAGCAAUAUGGGCUUCAUGUGAUGAAAAUGGAGGAAGAGGAGUUAAUUUGAUU